AUGGACAACAUCGACGAAGAAUAUGACCGGCUCCUUGAACACCUUCACGACUGCGCGAACAAGGCUGAGAGUUUUAAAACCACCAAGAGGCGCCUGUCUCUUGAAACUCUUGAGCUGAUACGCCAGGGUGGAGCAGCACGAGCCGCAGGGAUCCAAGAACUCACGUCCGAGCUCGCAAGGCUUUGCAGAGAGGCGAUAAAGGAAAACCUUAAAGAAAUAAGAGCGGAAGUGCUGGCUGAAGUUGCAGAGGCGAGAAAAAGCUAUACCCGUCGAGAUUUCGCCAGUCACAAGACGAGGAUGACUGCUCUCCGGAACCCGAAAGAAACAACCAUUGCAUCGAGAAGGGGAAUGGAGGUAAUCAUCUACUUCUACUGUGAUCUCUUCGACAGCCAUGUCCCCUUGCCUUCUCACCAUCUGAGGAAAGACGGACAUGUCAUUCCAGAGGUUCUCUCGUCCGAAAUACGACAUGCUAUCAUGUUGGUAAGAAAUCCUACGGCACCCGGUUCCCACAGAAUAAGACCAGAACACCUGAAGAACCUUCCGCCAGUACUCGUCAACAUUCUGGCGAGGCUCUUUAAACGUUACCUGUCGGAAUGCAAGGUUCCUAACAGUGGAAGACCAGCAAGGCCGUGUUGUUGCACAAAAAGAGAGAUCCACAUGACAUCGGCAACUAUCGCCCAAUCUGCUUACUGUCAGUCAUUUACAAGCUCUUUACAAGAGUGA
Molecule: messenger RNA, 723 nt
Organism: Necator americanus (New World hookworm)
Lineage: Eukaryota; Metazoa; Nematoda; Chromadorea; Rhabditida; Ancylostomatidae
Exons: 1
Coding region: 1-723 (240 amino acids)
Source: RefSeq, a predicted model, not a curated record